AGUUAUUGUGUUUACGUUAACUCAGUUCUUGUUUUCGUUUUAGCCGCAAGCCUUAAAAACCUCCAUAUCUCUAUUAUUUCAAUCUCCGAAUCGGUCGAUCUCUCAAUCCCGCUCUUCUCGUGUUGCAGAGAUACAUCAUAAUUCUCCUCUUUGCUUGUUUCAUCCGUUUUCACCUUUGAAAACGCUAAAAUUUUCUAUUGCUUGUUCUAACCCUAGUGUUGGAUACCUUCUCCAUCCUUUUCUCUGCCUCUCCCUGUAGAAGAAGAGAAGAAAAGAGAGAGAAAAAAAAAAAUAGAGACUUGUCGAAGAAUAAUAAUAGAUAAAUAAAGACUUAUUGAAGUUGUUUGAUACUGUCUUUCAACUUUGUGGGAGCUUCGACUUGUGGCUUCAAUUGGAGAGUUGGUUAGAGGCUGCUGUCGAGGAUGAGCCUGCAACAAGUUGUAGCACCAAGGUCCUCUUCCAAUGGAUUUGGCCGUCGUAGAGUUGAAAGAGAGAUGGGGACUCGGCUAGAUAGUAAGCCACAGUCUGGCAAACCAAAUACAAUCAGUUUUACCAAUGCAGGAGCACUUAAUGGCGGUGAAGUUGGAGGUUCUGAAAGUCUUUCACGUGAUCGGCUAAUAUAUUUGACAACAUGUCUUAUUGGACAUCGUGUGGAAGUCCAGGUGAAAAAUGGAACUAUUUUCUCUGGAAUAUUUCAUGCAACAGGCGCUGAAAAAGAUUUUGGAGUUAUCCUGAAAAUGGCAAGGUUAAUCAAGGAUGGCUCCUUCAGAGGACAGAAGUCUCUUUUUGAUUCUACCAGCAAGCCUCCGUCCAAAACUUUGAUAAUACCUGCUAAAGAAUUGGUGCAAAUUAUAGCUAAGGGUGUACCACUGAGCGGCGAUGGGUUAGCAAAUGGGCUCCAACUUGAAAAACGCCAAGAUAUUAUGAUAGACACCUUGAUAUCGCAAUCUCAUUAUGUUGAGGUGGAGAGAGAAUUGGAACGUUGGACACCUGAUGAAGAUGAUCCACAGCUUCCUGAAUUGGAAAAUAUUUUUGAUGGCACUUGGAAUAGGAACUGGGAUCAGUUUGAAACUAAUGAAGCAUUAUUUGGAGUAAAGAGUACCUUUGAUGAGGAGCUUUAUACGACAAAACUUGAGAAAGGUCCUCAAAUGAGAGAUUUGGAAAAGGAAGCUUCAAGAAUAGCUAGAGAAAUUGAGGGGGAGGAAACUCAAGAUCUUCAUUUAGCAGAGGAAAGAGGCUUUAGCUUUCAUGAAGAUUUUGAUAUUGAUGAGGAGACCAGAUUCUCGUCGGUAUUUAGGGGGCUUGAUGAUAGUGGGUAUGAAGAAAGUGAGGAAAUGACGUUUGGUUCACGAAACACUGAGGGGUUUGGAGGCUCCUCUGGAUCUGUAAUUAGCAGAUCCUUUUCAGAUGUGGCCAGAGGCAAAAGUAAUGAUGGAGCCCAAGUAUCAUCAAGCUCUUCGUCAAUGGAUGACACCCAAUCUUCUCAAUCAAAUGCUAGCAAGGAUUUAUACCGCUCAAGUUCUAGUGAUCACACUAAACAGUUGACUUCUGACAGUGUUUCGAAGAGUCUUUCAGCUUUGAAUGGCGAGAGCAGGUUGUCUGAGAACCAGUUCAGAGAACGACAUGGAGGAAAGGGUUAUCCAACAGAGUCUGCAGAGUGGAAAACAUUGCUGGUUGGUGAGGAGGCUCACACAUCAAAAUCUGAGGAUUUACAAUCAUCAGUGAACAUGAAGAAAGCUGUAUCAGAUAAAGGGGGCUUAUCUUCCAGUGCUACUGCAUUUGCUCCAUCUUCUGUUUCCUCAAAAGGUCAUGAAAACACAAUUUUGGGUGAAUCAUCAGAUUCUACUGGAUCUGGGAAGUUAUCUGGAGCAACCCAAGCUGUUAACUCACGUGGACGACCAGGUAGUUCUACGUCAUCCACUUCAGAGUGUGUAGGUGCACCAUCAGCUUCAGCUGGUCUGGGUUUGUCACCAAGCUCAUCUAUGGGAUCGUUAUCUUCAGAGAAAUCAUCACUGAAUCCUAAUGCUAAGGAAUUUAAGCUGAAUCCCAAUGCAAAGAGUUUCACCCCAUCUCAAACUACUUUAAGGCCUCCUUCCCCAGUAUCCGAAGGUUCCUUCUAUUUUCCAGCUAAUAUGUCUGCUGUUCCACAUAUGCAUGGAGUACCAGUUGGCAUUGGGAUUGCGCCCUCAUUCGGACACCAGCCUGUGAUAUACAAUCCACAGGCUACACCAAUGCAAGCACCUCAGGCAUAUGUCCAACCAAAUGGACCUCUGUAUGGGCAGCAGAUGAUUCUUGGCCACCCUAGGCAAGUUUUGUACAUGCCAAAUUAUCCCCCUGAAAUGCCGUACAAAGGGAGAGAAUUCUAACUCUGCUGGUCAAUCAAUAUGUGCUCUACUAAUUGUGCUUGUAAAUAAGAUGCUUCUGAAUGGGUUGACAAUUUUUUUGAGCGGGGUAGCUCAGUAUUCAGUUAACAAUAAUUUUAGAGAACUAUCAGGAGUCAUGGGAGUUUCACUCAGCUUAGGAUGUUCACUAUCCAUUUGUAUUUGUAAAAUUUGUUAGUGUUAUGUGUGUCUUAUUAUGACUAUGAUGUCUUUGGAUUGA
Messenger RNA from Telopea speciosissima, 2601 nucleotides. RefSeq names its product polyadenylate-binding protein-interacting protein 4-like. The transcript is spliced from 16 exons. Gene Ontology annotation, cellular component: cytoplasmic stress granule. Lineage: Eukaryota; Viridiplantae; Streptophyta; Magnoliopsida; Proteales; Proteaceae. The record is from RefSeq and is a predicted model, not a curated record. Gene Ontology annotation, molecular function: RNA binding. Bases 423 to 2366 code for a protein of 647 amino acids. Gene Ontology annotation, biological process: cytoplasmic stress granule assembly.